Pseudozyma hubeiensis SY62 is the source of this 2256-nucleotide messenger RNA. Its product is annotated as potential oligopeptide transporter. Gene Ontology annotation, molecular function: oligopeptide transmembrane transporter activity. Bases 1 to 2256 code for a protein of 751 amino acids. The record is from RefSeq and is a predicted model, not a curated record. NCBI's taxonomy places the organism in Eukaryota, Fungi, Basidiomycota, Ustilaginomycetes, Ustilaginales, Ustilaginaceae. Gene Ontology annotation, cellular component: fungal-type vacuole membrane. The transcript has a single exon.
AUGGCUGCACCAACCCCCACCUGGGGUCAGCUUCACAACGAAGCCAACGAGAUCACCGAGACCCACACCCCUCACUACCAGGAGCAGCACGGUCUCGCCACCACCCACUCUGACGAUGAGAAGAAAUCCCCCCUCUCGUCCCAAGAUGGUCUCGACACCCAGCUCCCCGUCACCGGCUACUACGAUGCCGAGAAGAAGGCCGUCACCGCCGACGAGGACUACGAACCCGAAGACCUCCACUCGGGAAAGCAGUUCGACCUCAAGUACUUCCCCGAAGAGACGACGCAGCUCACCGUCCGAUCGCUCGUCGUCGGAACCAUCCUCGGUUGCGUCAUCGCAGCUUCCAACGUAUACCUCGGUCUCAAGACCGGUUUCACUUUCGGCGCAUCCCUCUUCGGCGCCAUCCUCGGUUAUUCCAUCAUCAAGAUCAUGCAAAAGGCGCUGCCCGAGAAGCUCGGUGGUGGAUUCUUCGGUCCCAGGGAGAACUGCACCGUCCAGACCGCCGCUACCGCCGCUGGUUCGUUGACGGGAAUGUUCGUGGCUGCCGUUCCGGCCAUGUACCAGCUCGACCUGCUUCACGACCCCUUGAAGGACUUCGGUAGGCUGUUGACCUUCUCCGCUGUUUCGGCUUACUACGGUGUCUUCUUCGCCAUCCCCUUGAGGAAGUUCUACAUUCUCAAGCAGAAGCUCAUCUUCCCUUCGCCUACGGCUACCGCCUACACGGUUCGAUCGCUCCACGCUCCGGGAGGAGAGAUCACUGCGAAGAAGCAGUCCCGCGCUUUGCUCUUCUCGUUCGCUGCUGCCUUCUGCUUCGUCGUCGUUAACCAGUACGCAAGCGGUAUCCUCAUGGACUGGCACAUCUUCUACUGGCUCUACAGCUGGGGAUGGAAGAAGGCGCUCGUCGUCGACAACUGGGGUUGGAUCAUCGAGUGGACCCCUGCCUUCCUCGGUGCUGGUAUGCUGUCUGGUAUGAACGCCUCGUUCUCGUUCCUCGGUGGAAGCUUCCUCAUGUGGGCCAUGAUCGGUCCCGCCAUCAUCGCUACGGGACAGGCGGCGGGCCGACACACCGGUGUUAGCGCAACCGCGGAUCCCCAAGAGCCGCUGCGUUGGGCUUACACAAGCAUGAGCUUCAACCCCAACACCAUGCCGCUGAAUCACGCUUCGCCCAGGUACUGGGGUUUGUGGCCCGGUGUGCUCAUGAUGCUCGCCUACUCCUUUGCAGAGAUCGGCAUGAACGGCCCCACCAUCUACCGCGGUGUCCGAGCUGGUGCUCAGGAGCUGUACUGCAAGAUCGCCAGAAAGGACCCUCCUACCUACGAGGACGCCAUCGCCGAUCCUUGCGAGAAGAAGGACCAGGUUCCGCUCUGGGCCUGGACCAGUGGUCUCGCUCUGUCGAUCGUCUUCACCUGCCUGGUUUGCACGCUCCAGUUCCACAUGAACUUGGGCAACGUCAUCCUCGCUAUCAUCCUCGCCUUCCUCUUCUCCUUCGUCGGUGUUCAGGCUUCGGGUGCCACUGACACCAACCCUGUCGGAUCGGUCGCCAAGGCCUCGCAGCUCAUCGUCGGUGGUGCGCUCCGUGGUCAGGGCAAGACCGGUGCCUCGGGUCUGCUCGAGAACCUCAUCGCCGGAUCCAUCGCCUCCUCCGCCGCCUCGCACGCCGUCGACAUGGUCGGCGAUCUCAAGACCGGUCACCUCCUCCGUGCCAAGCCUCGCAACCAGUUCUGGGCGCAGAUCUUCGGCUCCUUCUGGUCGAUCUUCGUCUCGACUGGUCUGUUCGUGCUGUUCACCAAGGCUUACCCAUGCAUCACCAACGCCGACGCCGAGGAAUGCCCCUUCGCCGCCCCCGCCGUCGCCGCCUGGAAGGCCGUCGCUGUCGCCGUCAUCUCGCCGAAGCUUCCCGUCUCGCUCUCGUCCGGUAUGACCGCUAUCGGCUUCGCCAUCAUCUCGGUCAUCACCGUCGUGCUCAAGUACAAGGUCGUUCCCGCCAAGUACCACGUUUACGUGCCUAACUGGAACGCAGUCGGUCUCGGUUUCGUCGUUCCCCAGACCUACUACCCUAUUGCCAUGUGCAUGGGUGCCACCACCGCAUUGUUCUGGAAGAACAAGCGACCCCAGAGCUUCGACUUGCUCGCCUUUGCCAUCGCUGCCGGUCUCAUCGCCGGUGAGGGUAUGGCUGGUGUCUUCAACGCUAUCCUUACCAUCAUCGGUGUCGACGGUGGCACCUAUGGUACCACGGUCGGUUUGCCACCUUGGUAA